AGAAGCACAACAACAAAAAAAGAACCGCGAGUAAUCACGGGAUAUUCUACUCUUUAGUAUACUCAUAGUUUUCCUUUUAUUUGUGCGUCCCAUUUUCCCGCAUAAAGGGUUCAAUCUAUCUUUAUCAGGCCGUAGUGGAUCCAUAUCUUUCUCAGCAUGAGCACGACAUUGACAAGGCUUUGAAGGAUAUGCAGAAGCAAGCCAUGGCUAUGGGCAUGCAGUACAUCAAACAAGCCAUCCAAAUGCUACAGAACCUUGCGUUUGAUCUUUACAAAAAGUCUCAAUCAGGUUCAUCAUCUUCAUCCCUAGCUGAUAAGGAUGCGGGAACUCCCUCGACAAGAUCUGCUACGUCCAUUAGUAGCUUCGGCACCGUGGCAACAUCUUCUGCCUUUUCAGGGACCUCGACUGAUGCGAGCGCGAAUAUAAAUGCCCCGUCUGCUCAGGGAUAUUUUUCAUGGGCGUAUCAUGCCCUGUCACCCAAAUUGGCUGCCGUAGCUUCAAUGGCAGCCUCAUCAUCAGUGCCAUCAGUAUCAUUAUUAGACAAAGGGUCUGCACGGCCAUUACCUGUUCCACCGGUGGAUCUAUAUGCAAACCGAACACCCUCUACAGGAUCGGCUUCUUCUUCUUCCAGCAAUAGUGAUGAAUCUAAGAAGACUGAGCUGGACCAGCUGACAUCACGGUUAAACAGGGCCGCAGAGCUAUCUUCAUUGCGUAACCGAAAAAUUUCUCUGUACGACGAUGAGAACAACAAUAGUGGCAGUGAGACGUCCUCGGUCAAUCAUUCUGCUCAUACUUCCGAGAGUUAUACGACGACUUGGGGUAGCAACUUUACAAGCUUCGGUCACAACUAUUAAUCCUUUUUUUUUUUUUUUUUUUUUUUUUUUUUGGCAAAA
Lobosporangium transversale is the source of this 893-nucleotide messenger RNA. RefSeq lists its product as hypothetical. The record is from RefSeq and is a predicted model, not a curated record. The transcript is spliced from 2 exons. The coding region runs from base 189 to 854 and encodes 221 amino acids. NCBI's taxonomy places the organism in Eukaryota, Fungi, Mortierellomycota, Mortierellomycetes, Mortierellales, Mortierellaceae.